Messenger RNA from Loxodonta africana (African savanna elephant), 5598 nucleotides. RefSeq names its product DIRAS family GTPase 2 (gene DIRAS2). NCBI's taxonomy places the organism in Eukaryota, Metazoa, Chordata, Mammalia, Proboscidea, Elephantidae. The record is from RefSeq and is a predicted model, not a curated record. Gene Ontology annotation, molecular function: GTPase activity; GDP binding; GTP binding. Gene Ontology annotation, biological process: signal transduction. The coding region runs from base 350 to 949 and encodes 199 amino acids. Gene Ontology annotation, cellular component: plasma membrane. The transcript is spliced from 3 exons.
GCCACGAGAGCCCAAUGGAGCACAGUUCCACUCUGACACAUGGGGUUGCUAUGAGUUGGAAGUGAUUUGAUGGCAACUGGUUUGGAUUUUUACUCAGAUCCUUGGAGUGAGCAAAACACUGCUCUCUUUCAGGUCCAGGAGCUUCGGGCCCAACUUGCCUUGCCCAGCCGACAUUCCUGGGUUUCAGAUCUUUGAUCUGAAAACAGUAGCAAAGAUUGCCAUAAUCGCUGCUGAUCCACUGAGGUCUUUGUCAUAAGAGGGAUCACAGGAAACAUCUGACUACUCUGCCAUCUUGGUCUACUCUGCCUCAAAGGUGUUUCCUGGUUGAGUGUUAGAGCCCACCAGCAACAUGCCAGAACAGAGCAAUGAUUACCGGGUGGCUGUAUUUGGGGCAGGUGGUGUUGGCAAGAGCUCCCUGGUCUUGAGGUUUGUGAAAGGCACGUUCCGAGAGAGCUACAUCCCGACAGUAGAAGACACCUACCGGCAGGUGAUCAGCUGCGAUAAGAGCAUAUGCACACUGCAGAUCACCGACACGACCGGCAGCCACCAGUUCCCUGCCAUGCAGCGUCUGUCCAUCUCCAAAGGGCACGCCUUCAUCCUGGUGUACUCCAUCACCAGCCGGCAGUCCCUGGAAGAGCUCAAACCCAUCUACGAACAAAUCUGCGAGAUCAAAGGGGACGUAGAGAGCAUCCCCAUCAUGCUGGUGGGGAACAAGUGUGACGAGAGCCCGAACCGCGAAGUGGAGAGCAGCGAGGCAGAAGCCUUGGCCCGGAAAUGGAAGUGCGCCUUCAUGGAGACCUCGGCCAAGCUCAACCACAACGUGAAGGAGCUCUUCCAGGAGCUGCUCAACCUAGAGAAGCGCAGGACUGUGAGCCUACAGAUCGACGGGAAAAAGAGCAAGCAGCAGAAAAGGAAAGAAAAGCUCAAAGGCAAAUGUGUGGUUAUGUAAGCGCCCUUUCAGUGGGAGGAGCAGUUGCGUGGCCCUGGUUGCCUCAUUUCCCCUCCUCCAGCGUGAAACCCACUGUUGUCAGGGUAGCAUGUACGAUGCCCACGUGUAAAAUGUUGCAUUUUGACAGAGAUAUGCCCUUUUGUCCUCAAAGAGGGCAUGUCACACCACCAACAAUAAGCACCCCCUCUCCAGAAUCCCAAACUCUGCCAGUCACAAUGAAAACCAAUCUGCUCAGCAUCUCAGGAAACUUGAAAGAGGCGCUGAUUUCCGAAGGCAUCAUUCUCCACUAGAAGGAGCUAGGACUUGUCCGCAUGGCAGCAGCCUAUGCUGAGAGGACGAAGUAUCAUCUCCAUGCAUGUGAGCAUGUUAACGUUGAGCUACAGGUGUUUCUCUCAGCUCAGUAUUAAGUCUUUGGGGGAGGGGACAGGCAGGAGAAGGUGAGAAGACAGACCAAAACUGUUCCCUUUGAUAGUGUUUUAACUGGAUUAAAAAUAACCUCACUAGCCUCUCCCAAAGGAUGCCGAUUCUCAUGCCCAUUGACCUGUUAGGGUCUUCACUACCCUGGUGGGGGGUGGGGUGUACUCACCUCUCCUAGACCUAGUUAGCAAGCAUUGUCUGAUCUUUAGAGUAUUUUCACAUUCAAUGAUAAGUUAUCUAAUUGUGUGCUGCUCUGUCAGAAGUUCUUUAAUUUUGGAGUGAAAAUAUUGUGACAUUACUAAAACAUCGCAAUAACAUUCCUGAGUGUUGUACUUGGAGGGUUUUAGAAAUGUGAGUGUUCCUUCCUUUGACCGAUGAAGGGUAUAACUUUCUCCCAACCCUCAGAUUUUAAAUAAAAGCAAAUAAAGUAGCUAUUUUUAGACUAAUUUUUUCCUUCAAGAUGGUUUUCCUCUCUUAAAUGACUUGAUCUGUGUCCUGUUGGAUGACAAGCAACAAAGAUCAUUGACAACCACAAGCACAUUCAUUUUUCUAAGGGACACGAAUGUGUGUAAGCCACACUUUGCAGCUUAACAAAAUGUUUGAAACAGAAGUUGUUCACUGUGUUUCUGAUGAUCUCUCUACCUAUAAAAAAAAAUAUCACAAGUAUAUUCCUGGUAAAUGCAUUCAAGUAAUAGUAAAUUAUCACACAUGUUCAAUUAUAAAGGUCUUCUAAGAGUUGUUCAAUGCAGCGUUAACUCUAGAAAUAAUCAUCUUCCUAGUAAUUUUGUGUGAAUCUUUAAUCCUUCAAACCAAGUUAUGGUCAUUGCCAGCUACUGUGUGCUGACACAGAAGAUGGGGAGGAGCUAGACACCAGGCAGCUGCUCUCUCCUUGGCAGAGCCUAUCAGCUGGUUGCUUUGCCAUCGUAGAGCCCAGUGUGGCUGAGCUUCCUGAACAUUUCAACUGACAGGGCUUCUCAGUGCCCCUGUGUCUGUCAGUUAGUCACCAUAAUGGACACUGUCCCCUGUGGAAUCUUCCUCUUCCUAAUGAAACAUCUAGCAGGCAAAGGAAGCUGGAGUACUGGCUCGUACGGGUGAGCUGCUUGGCUCUGGGGCUGUAGUGCCAGCCCCAGGCAGAGUUCUGGAGUUUGAGAUGCUUGUCUUCAGCACAUACCCUGUUGGGUCUUCUCUCUUGGGCACCUGGUUUCUUUUUACUGCCUCUUCACAGCAGGGAUUACAACACCUCAGUCCUCCUAAGCACACUUAAGCUGUCAACAUCUCAUAUUUUUCUUUAGCCUUUUCUUGUUUAAUUUCUUUUCCCUGGUCUCACCCUCACUGCUCUACCAAUACAUUACCCUUGUGAUACAAUUAGUGUGUGGAAGGCACCUUUGAGAACAGUUUGGCUCUGUGGUCUUACCACCUCCCUGGUCUUUAGCAGUGACCUUCUAGAACAAACCAUCUCUGGCUUUACCAAGGAUAGGGAAUAUUCAUCUGGAGAAAGGAGACAAGGAAGUGUCCUGGAGCCUGUGGGGUGGAGCCCGAGGUCUCGAGACCCUCUUUAAACCCAAGUGGGCACACCCUCAAAUAGGCUUGCUCUGUUCCAGAAGGUUGACUUGAGCCUUCAUGGUGAGAUCUAGUUUGUGGAUUUUUUAAUAGUAUUUGUUUUUCAACUGUCCCCAUAUUUUUCCAUUUUUAUUCUCAGAGAAUGUCAUAAGUUUGUAAUCUGGAGAUGAUUAAAUGGCAGAAGAAACAGAACUUCAUAACCACAGUGGGGUUUAUAGAGUUUGGAUUUGUUCUUUGCUAACAGUAAAAUAUGGUAUCUACCACUGAUCCUAAGGACAGUAAGGCUUCCAAUGUGAAUGUCCCUACAAACAGUACUUUUUCUACUAAUUGCAAAUCAGAAUUGCUUUUAGCCCUUUCAAACCAAUACCUACAUUUGUGUUUAGAGCUUUAUUUGAAUCCUUGAGUGGUGCAGAUGGUUCACCCUGUGGAAUACAGUUCUACUCUGACACACAUGGGAUCGCCAUGAGUUGGAGUCAACAGUAACAGGGUUGAGAACUUCAUAUGAGAAGCUUGUAAUGAUUGUAAAUCAAAUUUCUUUCAGGAAACCCUCUGUUCCUUCAUAUUUUGCCUGUGAGUUUUAUAGGAAGGCUUUUGGAACCUCAAUCCCUGGCCUUCAUACUGAGAUCAUUUUUCCAUGAACUGAACUGAAGAUAAAAAACCCAAAACCCAGUGCCAUCGAGUCGAUUCUGACUCAUAGCAACCCUAUAGGACAGGGUAGAACUGCCCCAUAGAGUUUCCAAGGAGCACCUGGCGGAUUUGAAUUGCUGACCCUUUGGUUAGCAGCCGUAGCACUUAACCACUACGCCACCAGGGUUUCCAAACUGAAGAUAUGGGUGGUUAUUUCAAACUAAUCUUUUAGAAGCACCCCAACUGACUCAGGGUUUGAGAAACAAAUGCCAUUGAAUCAGAAGUUUUCAGCAUUUAUAUGGCUACGUACCCGUGUGUAGUUUGGGUUCUUGAGAACACAACUUACAUUAUAUCUGGGCACAGACAUUUUUGACCUAGCCACAGAAAGUUAUGGAACUCAAAAUUUACUGCUUUGAAGAUGACAACGUGGGAACAAGCAUGGGCUUGAGUUCCCUUCUGUCUCUACCGGUCCCUUUUCCAUCCAGUGACAAGCCAUGAGUGUGCCCUGGGCAUGCAUGCAAUACAGCAAGACCAACACAAGAGCAAUAUUGAAUUGUUCAUCAUAGCUAAAAUUAUAUAUAUGUGUGUUAUUUAUCUUCUUGCAUUUUUGACAUAUAAAGUAGUAAAUUGUACAUAUCUAUAAGCAGGUGUAUUUGCUUCACUGUUUGUAAUAUUUAAGAAAUGCUCAUUCUUUGUAGAACACAAAAUGUAUUCAAUAUAAAAAAUUCCUCUGUGGUAAUUUUUUUUCAAAAAUUUCAAUGUGUUGCUCCUACAUAAACUCUUUGAAAAUAUCUAUGACUAAGGGAACAUAUGUCAACCCUCUAAGGUACGUCCUGGAAUUCAGUACACCACAAGGACAGUCUGUGGACAAAGUAUUUACAGAGCAUGAUUUUUAUACUUGUGGGAUAUCAGUGUGUAUAUUUAUAUUUAAAGUGUAUUAUUGUUACAAUUUAUAUUUAAAGUGUAUUAUUGUUACAACUUCAUUAUUUUAUUUACUCUGAAGUUAUAAAAAUCUCCCUUGCAUACAUGUUUCUAGUUGGCAGUGAUGUUCUGACUAAAACAAAAGAUAUGAAAAUAAAGCUUCAAUUAGGACAAUCUGGCUGGAAGAUGAUGCUGUUUAUUAUUAUUAUUAUUUUGAUUUGGAUGGUCUAUGAACAGUGGAGGUUCAGUGGUAGAAUUAUCGCCAUCCCUGUGGUGAUGAGUGUUGGAUUCCCAGCCAACACACCUCCGCUCAGCCACCACCUGUCAGUGGAGGCUUGUGUGUUGCUAUGAUGCUGAACAGGAUUCAGUGGACCUUCCAGACUAAGACAGACUGGGAAGAAAGGCCUGGAGAUCUGCUUCUGAAAAUCAACGAAUAUAAACCCUAUGGAUCACAAUGGCCUGAUGUGUAACCAAUCAUGGGAAUGGUGCAGGACUGGACACUGUUUCAUUCCACUGUGCAGGAGUGUCCGUGAGCAGCUAAUGACAAAAACAGCAUGGCAGGUCUUGGCCUAGUCCUCACUCAGCUGCUCUUAACGUGCUUGUUGACAGAUAUGAUAAUAUCAGGCUUUGUGCAGGUCUUGGUUUGGGGACAACAGCUCACCCUGAGCUUUUCCUAUGAAACUUUCCCUGCUGGUACCUUAUUACUGAGCUGAAAUGAAAUAGAUGUUCCAGACAGGUAAAGGUUAGAGGGAAGGGCCCUACUUGGCUCAAAACAGAAGGAGUGAGGACAAACUCUCCUCCUCCCUCUUUCCUUAAUCUGCCUCUGCUCUGUCUUCCCACCUGGCCUUCUCAGAAGGGCCCAUCUGCCCUGGAGCCCAGGCUAAAUGCAGUUGAUUUAGAAAGUCCCUAGCAGUUUCUGGGCGUGGUUUCUGCUUAACACCCUUGAUCACUAAUUUUUUCAGCACUAACCAUAAAAUAAAGCUUUGCUCACUCUUCCACUUAAUAGCUAGGUGACUUUGUGCAGGUUCUGAACCUCUCUGUACUUUUGCAAAAUGGGGAUCAUUAUGCCUGCAGCAUUGGGUGGCCCUGGGGAUUAAAUUCAUGAUCAGCAUAAAGCAUUUAGA